Limulus polyphemus (Atlantic horseshoe crab) is the source of this 829-nucleotide messenger RNA. Its product is annotated as tektin-2-like. The transcript is spliced from 2 exons. NCBI's taxonomy places the organism in Eukaryota, Metazoa, Arthropoda, Merostomata, Xiphosura, Limulidae. Gene Ontology annotation, biological process: cilium assembly; cilium movement involved in cell motility. The record is from RefSeq and is a predicted model, not a curated record. Gene Ontology annotation, cellular component: nucleus; microtubule cytoskeleton. The annotation marks the transcript as partial.
UUCGUUGCUAGGAUACAGUUGUAACAACUCAAAAUCUGAAACUAAGCUUAUUUUUAUAGCUUGUGAACAGAACUUUGCUGGACUUAAACAUAAAUCUGAGCUAUAUCUUUCUUUACGUAGUACUCUUUUGUAAAUAUGCUAAUGUAUCGUUGCUUGGAAUGUGUUCUAACUUAAGCAUAUUAUUAUUAAUAUUAAAUCUUAGACCUUGGCAACUUUCCUUUGCAGCAUAAGCCAUAACGAUAUAUUCUUUAGUUUAGGCUACCUAAAUGUUAUUGUUAAGCGUAAAACUAAGAGCAUUAUCAUCAGUGGUAAACAUUUAGUUCAAAAUUAGAAUAAACGUGUAAUUCAAGCUUUUUUGCCACAAAUCGGGAAGGUUAACGUAUUUCUAAGAUAUUGGCGUGCAAUAAGUAUGUUCUACGAAAAACAAACGGACCACCAUUCACCAGCAGAAUGGGCAGCUAACAAUGAUUCUAUAGCAUUGGCAACAAAACAAGUAACUUCAUCAUCACAUAAUCUCAGAAAACAAAGUCAGUACCUGCAAAAUGAAUCUAAAAACAGAAUUUCAUGGAAAAACCAGGAAACAAAUCUAGCUCUGUCAGAACGUGUGCUGGACAUCAAACUAUGGCAUAAAACAUUAGAAGAUACCUUGAGAAGUAUAGAAGAAGAAAUGUCUGCUUUGUUGGAAACUAAAACUGCUUUAGAAAAUGCUUUAAUGAAGAAGGUUCCUCUUUUGGAAGCAACAAAGAUGUGUUUGAUGUUGAAAGACAGGAGGACUGAUGUUGAUAUAGUGGAAGAUGACCAGUAUCACCAAAUGAAAAAGGUUUAUUAU